Mucor mucedo is the source of this 569-nucleotide messenger RNA. RefSeq lists its product as uncharacterized. Gene Ontology annotation, biological process: mRNA splicing, via spliceosome. The record is from RefSeq and is a predicted model, not a curated record. Gene Ontology annotation, molecular function: U1 snRNA binding; mRNA binding. Gene Ontology annotation, cellular component: U1 snRNP; U2-type prespliceosome; precatalytic spliceosome. Bases 45 to 569 code for a protein of 174 amino acids. Lineage: Eukaryota; Fungi; Mucoromycota; Mucoromycetes; Mucorales; Mucoraceae. The transcript is spliced from 4 exons.
CUUGUCACAUAGAUAAAAAAAAAAAAAAAAAACUUAAUUAAGAAAUGAAAACCACACUAUUUGUUGCAGGGUUUAACUCAAGAACUCGCGCGAGAAACCUCGCUUAUGAAUUUGAUAGAUAUGGACGUCUUGUUCGUUGCGAUAUACCCGCGCCUAAAAGCUACUCCUCUAAACCCUACGCAUUUGUUGAAUUCGAAAAUACUCGAGAUGCUGAAGAUGCUUUUAAUGAGAUGCAUGGGAGAACGAUUGAAGGAUAUACUUUGAGCGUUCAAUGGGCAAGAGGAUCAAAUAGCUCGUUUGAUCCUAAUAGGCGAACACACCACCAUCACCAUCAUAAUAACAACUCGAAUAUGAAUAAUGCUCCUCCUCUCAAUCCUAAUAACACAAGUAGAUCUCGGAGUCCAUAUCGUCGCGAGCGUUCCUCUUCACCUCCUCGGGGCAGGUCCCCUCCCCGCUACAAUAACUCUUCGCCAACACGUAACCGAUUACGAUCAAGAUCGCGUUCUCCUCUUGGCUCCAAUAGUUUUCAAAGACGUCGUUCAUUUUCACGUAGUCCAAUUGACAAUUAA